CUCCACUAAGCAUUUUGAAAGGAAUACUAAGAACACAUUUUCCUUCCUAAAUUUCCAAAACCGUCCAGUUUUUAGCAAAGCAAGAAGAGUUAAAGGAGUGCCUGCUGGGUGGGGUAGAGGAAAAUUAAUCAUCAGCCUGUCUUAGACAGCAGUUUUUCAGGUCUCUCCUCAGCCCUUUGGGAACUCAGAAACUGCCUGGUAGUCUUUCCCCUGGAAUCAUAUGGCAUUUAAACGAGCCCCAGUCAUGAAUAUUUUAUAUUUAGAACAUUUUUCUGUCAAACAGCAACACUCUUGAGAUUCAUCUCUUUCCCUACUUCCUUCCUGUCACGAACGAUGCCAAAGGGCCCAAACCAGGUUUUUGCUUUUUAUUAAGUAUUGAAGAAUCGCUGAAGGAAGGGAGGUAGGGGGCUGUGGGUGGUGAGAUUCAGGGGAGAGGUCGUUCUGUAAACGGGAGCAUUGAACACUAAGAGGAUUAAUAAACACCGUUGCCUCGGAAUUCCGAACCGCCUGCUAUUCCUUCACACCUAGUCCAACCCCCUCAUUUUAAAGGUGGGGAAACUGAGGCCCAGGAAAGUCCUGUGACUUACCCAACUCGCGUUGGGCGUGAGGUAUAUUGGAAAGAGCUGUAAGACGCGGGUUCUAGGCCCUGCUCUGCCACAGACAAGUCACCGUGUGCCCUGGGGCAAGGCCCUGGCCUCUCGGGCUCUGCUUCCUCCGCUGGACUAAACGGGCUCCCUCCACAGCUGUCACUGGAGAGACCUCGACUUCUGCACGAUUCCCGGGAUUUGGGUCCUUUCCUCGAAACCAAGGUUGUGUCUUUGUGAGCGAGAAAGUGGGGCUUCUAGGGGACCACGGGAGCCACCGGGCAAGAGGGGAACGAAGGGGCUCAGCUUCCAGGGUAUGGGCUACAUAUUCCCGCCGCCUGCCCCACGACAGUCUGCGGGGGUAUGGGGGCUGAGAGCGCACCUCUGACUUCACCUUAGUCCACACUACUGCGGGCCCCGCGCGUGUACAGGGCUGGGAACUUGGGCCCCCGAGCUACGCCCCCGCAGGGGCGGGGCUUGUGACGCCACAGCCAGGAGCCAGAGUAGUGCUGCUACCUGUUGUCGUAGCAACGACCUGGCAAGGGGCGUCUCCUUGUAUUCUCCUGAACCCCGCCUCCUCUGUUGUCCAUUCCUGGCCUGAGCCGCCUUUGCGUCACGGGGUCGGUGGGUGGAUGGGGUGGCUUUUCCGUCGGCCCAAUGGCAGGGCAGGGCUAGCCUCCCCUUUAAGGAAUGUUGUGAAGUGACGUCACCGAACCGAGUUACCUUCUCCUCCGGGCCGCAGAAGCUCGGUUUUGAGAACCAGAGCGAACCCGAGCGCGCACGAGAGAGCUUGGAGCAGCAGCAGCAACACUUGGAUCCCUGACCCCGAACUUCCCACCCCACCCCGACCCAGACCCCGGCGCAAUGCCCUCCGACCGGCCCUUCAAGCAGCGACGAAGCUUCGCCGACAGAUGCAAGGAAGUCCAGCAGAUCCGGGAACAGCACCCCAGUAAGAUCCCGGUGAUCAUUGAACGAUACAAAGGGGAGAAACAGCUGCCCGUCCUGGACAAGACCAAGUUCCUUGUCCCUGACCAUGUCAACAUGAGUGAAUUAGUGAAGAUCAUCCGCCGCAGACUCCAACUGAAUCCCACUCAGGCCUUCUUCCUGCUGGUAAACCAGCACAGCAUGGUCAGCGUUUCCACACCCAUCUCAGAGAUCUAUGAGCAGGAGAAGGAUGAAGAUGGCUUCCUCUACAUGGUUUAUGCCUCUCAGGAGACUUUUGGCUUCUAGGCAAAAAGGGGCAGGGAGUAUCCUGGCCCUGGGAAAAGAUAGUAACUGGGGAGGGUGACAGCCCAGUACCCAACUCCAGAACUACAAAGCUCCUGUAACUACCCCCUCUCUGGGCCCCUUUUCCAGGACCCAAAGCAGGGGUGGUUGGCUUAGAUCAAUGCCAAAUGAAGGACUUUGCCCACCCAGGGCUGGAGAGAGAAUAGAGGACAUCCUGUGUCAACAAUGAAUUUUCAUCUAUCCCAAUUCUGUGCACAUAUCAACUCUCGGUGCUACCCCCAGAUGCGAGAGCCCUGGGGGCUGCUGUCUGUCUGUUAGUGUGUCUGUGGUCGGGGGAUGAGAAUAUGUAUAUAUAUAAAUAUAUGGCAGCCUCCUCCCAGUUUUGAAGGUGGCCCCUGUUGAAAGUGAGGGGAGGAGAGGGUGGGCACUUGUGGCCUUGGCCUUGCCUUGGCUCUGGUCUUUUUUUUUUUUUUUUUUUUUAGGCACCUGUCCCUCCCAUCUUUAUUGCAUGCAGUUUGGACCCAUCCUGUGCUGGCAACCACUCCAAGGACUGAGCUUUCCCUUUCAACCACAACCCUGCCUGCUGUUCCCUCCAAGUACCACAAUGUCCUGGAGCACCAGCCUAUUUGAACUACCAUUACUCUGUAUAAAUAAAGAGAAAUUCAAAUUCUA
Messenger RNA from Gracilinanus agilis (Agile Gracile Mouse Opossum), 2483 nucleotides. It is a transcript of the gene MAP1LC3A, whose product is annotated as microtubule associated protein 1 light chain 3 alpha. Gene Ontology annotation, cellular component: autophagosome; cytosol; autophagosome membrane. Bases 1449 to 1814 code for a protein of 121 amino acids. Gene Ontology annotation, molecular function: ubiquitin protein ligase binding. Gene Ontology annotation, biological process: autophagy of mitochondrion; autophagosome assembly; macroautophagy. NCBI's taxonomy places the organism in Eukaryota, Metazoa, Chordata, Mammalia, Didelphimorphia, Didelphidae. The transcript has 4 exons. The record is from RefSeq and is a predicted model, not a curated record.